CGGCUGUUCCUUUUCUGUCUUCUCGCCCCCCCCCCCCCCCCCCACCUGCCAGCGGUAGUCCUCGGCCUGCCCAGCGCCUGGGCCGAGGAGGCGUGCACGCGCACCUGCCCGGCCGCCUGCGCCUGCAGCAGCACCGAGCGCGGCUGCUCCGUGCUCUGUGACCGCGCCGGCCUCCUGCGGGUGCCGGCCGAGUUUCCGUGCGAGGCAGCCUCCAUCGACCUGGACCGGAACGGCCUGCGCUUCCUGGGCGAGCGGGCCUUUGGCACGCUGCCGUCGCUUCGCCGCCUGUCGCUGCGCCACAACAACCUGUCCUUCAUCACGCCCGGCGCCUUCAAGGGCCUGCCGCGCUUGGCCGAGCUGCGUCUGGCGCACAAUGGCGAGCUGCGCUACCUGCACGCGCGCACCUUCGCCGCGCUCAGCCGCCUCCGCCGCCUCGACCUGGCCUCCUGCCGCCUCUUCACGGUGCCUGAGCGCCUCCUGGCCGAGCUGCCCGCCCUGCGAGAGCUCGCCGCCUUCGACAACCUGUUCCGCCGCGUGCCCGGCGCGCUGCGCGGCCUGGCCAACCUGACGCAUGCGCACCUGGAGCGCAGCCGCAUUGAGGCGGUGGCGUCUAGCUCGCUGCAGGGCCUGAGGCGCCUGCGCUCGCUCAGCUUGCAGGCCAACCGCGUCCGCGCCGUGCACGCAGGCGCCUUUCGCGACUGCGGCGCCCUGGAGCAUCUGCUGCUCAAUGACAACCUGCUGGCCGAGCUGCCUGCCGAAGCCUUCCAAGGCCUGCGCCGCCUGCGCACGCUCAACCUGGGCGGCAACGCGCUGGGCCUUGUGGGGCGCGCCUGGUUCGCCGACCUGGCGGAGCUUGAGCUGCUCUACCUGGAUCGCAACAGCAUCGCCUUUGUGGAGGAGGGCGCCUUCCAGAACCUCUCGGGCCUCCUUGCUCUGCACCUCAAUGGCAACCACCUCACCGUGCUGGCCUGGGCUGCCUUCCAGCCUGGCUUCUUCCUGGGCCGCCUCUUUCUCUUCCGCAACCCGUGGCGCUGUGACUGCCGCCUGGAGUGGCUGCGGGACUGGAUGGAGAGCUCCGGGCGCGUGGCCGACGUGCCGUGCGCCUCCCCAGGCUCCGUGGCCGGCCUGGACCUCAGCCAGGUGGCCUUUGCGCGCACUUCCGAUGGCCUCUGUGUGGAUCCCGAGGAGCUGAACUUCACCGCAUCCAGUCCAGGCCCGUCCCCAGAGCCUGCGGCCACCACCGUGAGUAGGUUCAGCAGCCUCCUCUCCAAGCUGCUGGCCCCAAGGGCCCCGGUGGAGGAGGUGGCCAACACCACCGAGGGAACGCUCAACACCUCUCUGUCUGACAGCCUUCUCUCCGGUGGGGUCGUUGUUUUGGGCCACAGCACCUGGUUUCUCUUCGGCUCUGGUCUCCUGCUCAUCGUGGUGUUUGUCCUACACAUGGACUGACCUUGCCUCACUGGGGUGGCCCAGAUUGCCUUGGCCAGAGGAGGAAAGUUGCGUUAACUGGCUUGAGGUGUUUGUGGUGGGGGAAGAGGGGAACUGGAUGGGGCAGGUGGUGAAAAUUCCAGCCCAGGAUGGAAGGGACAGUUUACUUCCAGAGAUGGUCCUAGGAGGAGGAGAGCCGUGGGCAGUGCCACACCGGGAUGGGGUGAAGGUGGGGAGAAGAAUGGAUUUAUGCUCAUGUCACCUGGGCAUCAGUUGGACAAGAGAAGCAAGAGUGAACAUGGGCCCUCCAGUGAGAAGACUAGGAAUUGGAAGCUCUUAGGGCUACAGGGCUCUACCCCCAUCCCUUGCCCCCAUCUUCCAGGACACAGAGACUGCAGUGUCUGAAUUAGAGUCAAUCCAGUGGCUAAAUACUAAGAACUGUGCUAGUUUUCCUGGCAGGACAGCCCAUUAAGCCCAGUCCCUUUGUUUUCUACCACAAUUGCCCUCCCCCUCCCCUAGGGGCAAGGGCCACUAGGAUCCAGAAAGAUGGACAGGACAGGAGAGAAGGGGGAUGUGAGAGGAACUUAGACUCGAGAGAGGUGGCCAUGGUUCCUGGGGUCUGGAAUGUGUUAAGAGGCAUUGAAAACAAAGACCCGUUUCACUUACUCCACAAUUAUUCCCAGGGGUGGCCUUAGCCACAAAGCAACUUUAGGGCAGGGUAGGGGAAAAAAGAGGGGGAGCGGGUUUCUGUAUACAAAUAAAUGGGUAAAAUCCUAAGAUUAAAAAAAAGAAAAGCGUUCAACAAGUUUUUGUACCUCAGGAGUUUUUUUUAGAGUCUUUCAUAUGCAAACAUGCAUUGUGAAUCUCCAGGAAGGCCACAAAAUCCUCUUUUCUUAGGUUUUGUGGGAAGAGUGUCCGGAGGACAGAGAUGCUGUUAGUAGGGCAGGGAGUCUUCAGCUUGGAUGAUCCCAUUAGGUGCGGAAAUCAUUAUGGGCGGCACACUUUGGGGCUGACUAAUGGCCAGGAGGAAAGGAGGCAGCCAAUAGCUGGGAAGGGGCCUGACAGAUUUCCCAGGGUGGCAGUUGGCCAACUCUAAGCCCCCAGGCCUGAGUGCCAGGGCAAAUUCUGUAUGUCUGCUAAAUACUUGCUCAACCAGUUCUCCACGCACAAGUAAUGAUGACUUCAUUCGUCAGCUUGCUGGAAAUCCGCAGUUUUAAUGUCCUGAAUUCCUCUGUCUAUAUUUACAGAGCUGGGUUUUCAAAGCUCACAUAAUUCAGGGUGCACCAAGCUGUCAGGUCUUCAUGGUGCUAGUACUUCUGUGUCUGUAGGUGAUACUAAACAUUAGAAAUGUUGCAGAAAGACCUCUGAGGGUAGGAGUGUUCAAACGGGCUGUGACCAUUAGUGGUCAAUCAACUCAAUUUAAUGGGUCACAACCAGCGUUCAAAAAAAAACAAAAAAAACCCAACCAAGGUAGAAUAGAACAGAAAAGACAGAGAGUCCCACAUGUAACAAGUAUUGUUUUGUAAAACUUAAUUUGUAUGCAUUUAUUCAUAUUAUAUGUGUAUGUAUGUAUGUUGUGUCUGGAUUGCUGCGUACAAUUUAUAUUUUAUUGUAGGCUGUUGUUUUUUUCUCUUGUGGGCUAUUGUUAAGAAAGUUUGAAAGUCACUAAUCUGGAGCCUGCAUGAUUUUUAAAAACUUUUUAUUUUGAAAAGUCUCAAACUUACAGAAAAGUUGCCAGAAUAGUAGAGUGAACACUUUGGCCAUUCACCUAGGUUUCCCAGUUGUUAACAUUUUACUGUAUUUGAGGUAUAUAGUUUGAGUUAGUUGUAAACAUCACAGCCCUUCACCCCUAAAUACCGUAGUAUGUAUUUCCUAGUCAGGAACUUUAUCAUUGAUAGAAUAGUAUUAUUUAAAAUAUACUCUAUAGUGAAAUUUCAACAGUUGUCAAAAUGAUUUCCUAGGCAGUCACGCUAUUUUACUAUUAGUCGCAAAAAAAAGGUUCCUUGUGUUCACUUGAUCACAGUACUCAAAAUUCUAAAUCCUCUGACUGACUUUAAUGUUUUAAAAUGAAUUCGUUCUCCAAAUGUCUUACUUUUCAAAUGUGAGAACCAGAUGAGGUCAGAAAUGUUGUUUGUUCAAACCAUGUGUCGUGGCUAUGGUAACUGAGUAAGGAUCACGAGAAUCCUGGAGACCAGACCUCUGCGUUUGGGUAACCAUGGAAGUCCGCAGCACACGUGCAGCCUGUGUUACUGAGGAACAAGAUGCUGCCUGGGGAGGAAUGUCCUUCCUUUCAUUUGGAGUAGGUUCCUGAGAGUCAGCCUCAAAAUGCUGCUUCAGUUCUGCCCAGUGGUUAGAUGGCCAGCUUUUUAAUGAACAUUUGUUUGGCUGAAUGUUUUUGAGCAAGUAUCAACACUGAAAUAGCCUCCGGGGAGACAGAUUUUUAUAGAACUACCCAGCCCAGUAGAAUUCUGGGAACGUGGGAGUUACUUACUGCCAAACAGAUCCAGAGUUGCCUGGAACAAGUUCCCCGUGAAUUGUGGCCAUUAUGAGCUCUCAUGAGAGAACGGGGAGUGAAGUUUCCAGUUUUGAGUUCAUGAAGUUUCCCACCCCAUCCCUGGCGAAAAGUACCUUGAGAAAUGCCAAGGUGCUAUGGAUUCUGCUGAGCAAAACUACGUGUCGCCGUCUGGAUGGACCAUUUUAUGCUGUGGCAACAAACGAUCUCCAAACCUCAGUGGUUUCCUGAGGGUUAUUUCUUAUGCACAUGUCCAACAUGGGCUCGUGAGGGGGGCUCUGCUCUUUGUAGUCACUCAGGGACCCAAGCUGAUGAAGGAUCUGCCGUUUUCGGACACUGUUAUCUAAACACGAGUUUUAGGGUUUGUUGCAACAGAGAAGGAAAGCUUGGGAGAAUCAUGCACCACUCUUAAAUGCUUCUACGCAGAUGUGACAUGUGUUGCUUCUCACCCUUCAUUGGCCAAAAAUGUCACCAGGCCACACCUAACUCCAGCCAGGCAAGGAGGUGUGGUCCUCCUGUGUGCCCAGAAAGAGAGGAGAACUGGGGAUGUUGAUGAACCCUAGCAGUGCUCCGGACAGCUCACCCGAUAGAGUCAAGCCUGGACUUGUCAGCACUGUUCGAAGAAAUAGAGGCUGGAGAGGGAAAUCUGGUGGGCAAGGCCCUACUAGGCUCACUCUUUCUCCCCUCCCAGCACCCCAGCUGGGCUUUGAAUACAAUAUUUGCCAGUAUUCCUCUAGCCAGUAGGAAGGCUGUGGCCUCAUUGUAUUGGUUCUUUCAGAAAGGGGAGAGGGGUCCAUGGCCGGCUCAGUUGGUAACUUUGUGUGACUUUUGAUCUUAGGGUCAUGAGUUCAAGCCCCAUGUUGGAUGUGCAGCCUACUUAAAGUUAAAAAAAUUUUUUUUAAAAGGAGAGAGAAAAUGUAGAGACAGAAGGUUCAUCUUUUCCUCUUUAAAAAAUGUUU
Messenger RNA from Acinonyx jubatus (cheetah), 4899 nucleotides. It is a transcript of the gene NYX, whose product is annotated as nyctalopin. The annotation marks the transcript as partial. Gene Ontology annotation, cellular component: extracellular matrix. Lineage: Eukaryota; Metazoa; Chordata; Mammalia; Carnivora; Felidae. Gene Ontology annotation, molecular function: protein binding. The transcript has a single exon. The record is from RefSeq and is a predicted model, not a curated record.